Molecule: messenger RNA, 1410 nt
Organism: Aspergillus saccharolyticus JOP 1030-1
Lineage: Eukaryota; Fungi; Ascomycota; Eurotiomycetes; Eurotiales; Aspergillaceae
Product: ferritin-like domain-containing protein
Exons: 2
Coding region: 1-1410 (469 amino acids)
Source: RefSeq, a predicted model, not a curated record
AUGACCUGGUCCCGUCUGUUGCUGCUCAGCACGCUGGGCUCGCCCCUGGCUUCGGCCCUUCCUGGCCAGCUCUUUGCUCGCACCGACAGUGCCACCGACAGUGCCGAGACAGCUACAGUCACUGCUCCACCUGUGGUGACUUAUUCGACCUCUCAGGCGCAUACCCCGUACACCGGGACUCCCACCACUACUGGAGCCUUGACUGCAAGCUCCAUUGGCCCUGGCGUCACCCCUCUGCCCCCUGCGCCGGGAGCGUUCGACUACCCCAGUGAUGGACAGCUUCAUGACCCUCAGCCGGGCCCAUACAUCCCCGCAGGUGGUGUUGGGACCAACGGCACUGAGCCCGUCUACAACGCGAAGAGUGACUUUGACUACGAGUCGUUGGCUCUCGCGCUUUACCAAGAGUACAUUGAGCUCGAUCUGUUCCAUGACGGACUGGCUCGCUUCUCAGAAGCGGACUUCACUGCUGCUGGACUGAAUGCCGAGGACCGUCAUCUGAUUGAGUUCAUGGCCGACCAGGAAGUCGGACAUGCUACUAUGUUGACCAACAUCUUGGGCGCUGCCGCCCCCAAGCAGUGCAACUAUGUCUACCCCUACACCACUGUUCACGAGUUCAUCGACUUCUGCCAGAAGCUCACUCGCUUCGGUGAGUCUGGGGUCUACGGCUUCCUGGCUCACCUCGACUCGCGCGAGGCCGCCACGCUCCUUACGCAGUCCAUCACCACGGAGGCCAGACAGCAGCUUAUCUUCCGUCAGUUCGAGGGUCUUUUCCCCAUGCCGGUGUGGUUCGAGGUCGGUGUUCCUCAGUCCUGGGCAUGGACCCUUCUGGCACCCUAUAUUGCCGACUGUCCCGCCAACCAAACCCGGCUGGCGUGGCAGAACUUCCCCGCUCUGAGCAUUGUCAACCAGCCCAACCCCUUCCGCAUCCAGGGGUCGGAGGCUGUGGGCGAGACCAUUACCAACGGCACCAACGUGUCCAACAGCACUGUGGUCCCGGAGUCGGAGGCCUGCUGGAACUCUACCGAGGUCGGCAUCGACUGCUCGCCCGCCAUCACCCACAACCGCACCAACCCCCUUUCCUUCCCUGGCCGUCAGGUUUACCUCACCUGGGAGACACCCGGCAAGGUCGUGGGCCCGAACAACAGCUAUGUCACCUCGACCUCCGCCGGCGCGCCCAAGUUCGUUGCCUGGGCCACGCAGCUGAACGUGACCUACUCUGCUCUGACCCUCAAUGGAUCGAACUCGGGCACGACCAUCCAGCCUGAUGUGUCAACCUACGCUGGUGACCCGGCCGCCAACGGUACCAUCUUCCUUGCCAUCACGGACUCGGACCUCUACGUGACUCCGUUCAACAUCACCAUGCUGAACCCUCACGUGGUCGCUGGUCCUGCUCUGUACCAGUCCGGUUAA